Emys orbicularis (European pond turtle) is the source of this 1524-nucleotide messenger RNA. It is a transcript of the gene AURKA, whose product is annotated as aurora kinase A. Gene Ontology annotation, molecular function: protein kinase activity; ATP binding. The record is from RefSeq and is a predicted model, not a curated record. Gene Ontology annotation, cellular component: spindle microtubule; kinetochore; spindle midzone. NCBI's taxonomy places the organism in Eukaryota, Metazoa, Chordata, Testudines, Emydidae. Gene Ontology annotation, biological process: centrosome cycle; protein phosphorylation; meiotic spindle organization.
AUGGCCGCUGUCCUUAUCACGUGGGCUCAGAAGGCCAAUCAUCUGCCUCUGUUUUUAAAAAAUCAGCGGAUUAUAGUAAUUGGCUGCUUUCCUUGGCACGUGGCCUCGAGAGGCCAAUUCUGGGCCUCCGCGGGCGGGCGCCUGAAAAGCAAUCAAAUCAUCAUCGGCAGAUCGUUUAAUUAUCUGUUGUACGGUGCCGCUUGCCACUACUGGUGUGUGUGGAGGAGACGUGCGUCAGUUACAGGCUGUGAGAGGCCGGAGCCCCCCUCAGCAGGCAAUAUGGAGAAAAAUGGUAAAGAGAACCACAAUGGGCUCCCUGGUCACCGUGUCAAGACUCUACCCACUAUUGGGGAUGGUCCAAAACGGCUCCCUGUGCAUCAGCAGCAUCCUCAGAAUCGGGUACCUGGAGGUGGAGUUCAAGCACAGCGUAUUUUGUGUCCUUCAAAUUUGGCUCAGCGAGUUCCUGUACAGUCACGGGCUCAAAAAUCUGCGCUGUCAAACCAGAAACAGUCUCAAAACCAGCUGAUGCAGCAGCCCCAUCCAACUUCUCUAGUUCAACCAAUUUCUAGGCCUCAGGCUCCAAGUAAAAACAACGAGGAACCUCCACAGACCUCACUAUCUGCAAAAAACCUUGAAGCAGAAGGGACAUCCGUCCAGAAAAAUGAAGAAACUAAAAAAAGGCAGUGGUGUCUUGAUGACUUCGAAAUUGGCCGUCCUCUGGGGAAAGGAAAGUUUGGAAAUGUGUAUCUGGCUCGUGAAAAGCAAAGUAAAUUUAUCCUAGCGCUGAAGGUGUUGUUUAAAACACAGCUGGAGAAAGCAGGAGUAGAACAUCAGCUGCGGAGAGAAGUAGAAAUACAGUCUCAUCUUAGGCAUCCCAAUAUUCUCAGGCUAUAUGGCUACUUCCAUGAUGCCACAAGAGUCUACCUAAUUCUAGAAUAUGCACCUCGUGGAGAAGUCUACAAAGAGUUGCAGAAGCUAACCAAGUUUGAUGAGCAGAGAACUGCUACUUAUAUGACAGAAUUGGCAGAUGCUCUAUCAUACUGUCAUUCAAAGAGAGUGAUUCAUAGAGACAUCAAGCCAGAAAACUUGCUGCUUGGUUCUAACGGAGAGCUGAAGAUUGCUGACUUUGGAUGGUCUGUGCAUGCUCCAUCAUCUAGGAGGACAACUCUUUGUGGUACGCUUGACUACUUGCCUCCUGAAAUGAUUGAAGGGAGAACACAUGAUGAAAAGGUGGAUCUCUGGAGCCUGGGGGUUCUGUGCUAUGAAUUUCUAGUAGGGAAACCUCCUUUUGAGGCAGAGACAUAUCAGGAAACUUACAGAAGUAUUUCAAAGGUGGAAUUCAGAUUUCCUCCUUUUGUAUCAGAGGGAGCUAAGGACUUAAUUGUAAAGCUCCUGAAGCAUAAUCCAUACCAGAGGCUGCCACUGAAAGAUGUGCUUGCACACCCAUGGAUUACCACAAACUCUACAAAACAACCAAGCAGCCGGAAGAGUGAGGCUGCUACCAGUAACAGAACGCCAUCUUAG